AUCGUCAAGCAACAAAAAUUGGAGCUGUCGAAAGUGCGCAGGAAACGGUGCGCCAAAGAAAACGAGGGCAAACUCUAUUGUCGACCAGAUAAAUAGAGAUCGCGAAAGCGUGUGUAGCAACUUCUAAAGGCGUGGUUUGUGUCGAAAAAAGAACAAUGACUUGGGUAAAGCUAUGGCUUCUAUUUUAUGUUUACUGUCAAGCGCUAUGUGAGGAUCCAAUUCCACAAAACAGAACCAAGCGUACAGUGUACCCAAUCUGGAAGCCACCGGCGAACAAGGCUCAUGACCUAUGUGGGUUUGAACUGAAAGACAAUGCCACAUGCAAGCUGCCACCGUGGUGUACUGGAGGCAUGGGCAGAUGCUGUCGGUACGAGUGCGUCUGUCAUUCGAGACUCAACCCAUGCGCCUCUGGGAGAUGGACACCACUUGAAGGAACCACGGCAGUGCCUCCGAAAAUGUCUGGACAGGGAGGGCAAUGCGCUCUGCAUUGCAUACGGGAAUGCUUCAACAAGUGCAUGCGUGAAAAGAAAAAGCCGGACGAAUGCAUAAACCAUUGUACUCCCGAUUGCCAGCGUCAAUGUGGUGGCCGAUGAAAGCAACAAUAAAAAUAAUCAGGUCAUCGA
Messenger RNA from Dermacentor andersoni, 623 nucleotides. The record is from RefSeq and is a predicted model, not a curated record. NCBI's taxonomy places the organism in Eukaryota, Metazoa, Arthropoda, Arachnida, Ixodida, Ixodidae.